AUGACAACAUGCUCUUCCAUGUCCGAUAUUUUCACUCUCAUUUUUCAGUUCAAUUUAUCAAGUGAAUUCGGACAAACAGCCCAGCUGAUACGGCAAUAAUGCGAAUCCGCCAGAGCUCAAAUGUCUUUCUUCUUGGUGUGACUGCUGGCUUGACACUAACUGGGCUGAUUUUCUUUGGCUGCACCACCAUAUGGUUCAGAAAUCAACAAAUGGACAACUUUGGUCGGACGGAUGUUGUUACUGUGACACCAUGGCUGGCCCCAGUUGUUUGGAAGGGAACCUUUGACUCCAAACUGAUUGACUCUAUCUACAAACGGCAAAACAUCACUGUAGCGACCACAGUCUUCGCCCUUGGAAAAUACACGCGUUUUCUCAAAGAUCUUCUAGAGUCAGCGGAGGAGCAUUACUUUGUUGGAUUUCGAGUCCAUUAUUACCUGUUCACGGAUCAGCCUGAAGCAGUUCCUGAAGUAAAGAUGGGUGAAAACCAUCGUUUGACAGUCAGAAAGGUCCCAAGUUUGGACCGAUGGCAGGACAUCAGUAUGGGCAGGAUGGAGAUACUGGAAAAACUAAUAGCAAAUGAACUGAUGCAUGAGGCCAACUAUAUAUUCUGUCUUGACGUGGACACUAAGUUUUAUGGUCGCUGGGGAUCAGAGACUUUGGGUAAUCUGGUAGGAGUGAUUCACCCUUGGUUCUUUGAUUAUCCAAGGGAUUCGUUCACAUAUGAGCGAAGACCGGAGUCUAAAGCGUUCAUUCCAGCUGGGGAAGGUGAUUAUUAUUACACUGCUGCCGCAUUUGGUGGCACAUUAGAGGAAAUCCAUCGUCUCACCAAAACCUGCCGCGAGCAGCUGAACGCUGAUCAUGAAAACUCCAUUGAGGCGAUAUGGCAUGAGGAGUCUCACUUGAACAAGUACUUCCUUUACAACAAACCCACUAAGCUGCUGUCACCUGAGUAUCUGUGGCGGGACAUCAACAUAAGUGCAGGACAAAUAAAAAUUAUUCGCUUCUCUCAUGUGGCUAAAAACAAUGCAGAGGUUCGUCCAAACUUGUAGCAUAUUUCAGGAUGUUUACAUCCACAUCAGCAGGUUCAUGUUUCUCACAAAAGCAUUACCUUAUUCAUUUUGAGGCACAAACUGGUCAAAUGAAUCAUGAUUGAUGUGUUUUUUAAUUGUUUGUUUACAUUUAAAUCUUGCAUACAUUACUGAAUGUCUGAUAUCUGAAUUCAUCUAAAACCGUACUAAAUGAUGAUUAACAGUGUCAUGACGAAUUUCAAAUAUAAGUCAGAUGAGCCAUGUGUAUAAUAUAAUGUGAAAAUAUAAUGUUGUGUAUAUAAUGUGAGCCGUGAAUGAGUAGUAUAUAAUGAUAUUUAAAGCUAUC
This is a messenger RNA of Danio aesculapii, 1374 nucleotides long. It is a transcript of the gene gbgt1l1, whose product is annotated as globoside alpha-1,3-N-acetylgalactosaminyltransferase 1, like 1. Bases 99 to 1049 code for a protein of 316 amino acids. The record is from RefSeq and is a predicted model, not a curated record. The transcript is spliced from 5 exons. Lineage: Eukaryota; Metazoa; Chordata; Actinopteri; Cypriniformes; Danionidae. Gene Ontology annotation, biological process: carbohydrate metabolic process. Gene Ontology annotation, cellular component: vesicle; Golgi apparatus; membrane. Gene Ontology annotation, molecular function: hexosyltransferase activity.